This is a messenger RNA of Synchytrium microbalum, 1353 nucleotides long. RefSeq lists its product as uncharacterized. The record is from RefSeq and is a predicted model, not a curated record. Gene Ontology annotation, cellular component: ribonucleoprotein complex. The transcript has 5 exons. Lineage: Eukaryota; Fungi; Chytridiomycota; Chytridiomycetes; Synchytriales; Synchytriaceae. Gene Ontology annotation, molecular function: RNA binding. The coding region runs from base 1 to 1353 and encodes 450 amino acids.
AUGGCCACCUUUCAACUAUGGAGGAAUCCUUCAAAGCUGCGAAUUUCAGAAGCACAAGAAACAUCUAUCUUUGUAGGGGGGAUACCAUUCGAAAUGGACUUGUUCCAUUUAAUGCAACUUUUUAGCAAAUACGGAGUCAUUACAUUGGUUAGAGCACGGCCAGAUCCAAUCGCCAGAGCAACCAUCAGGCAUCGAGGUUUUGGAGUCAUACACUUCCAAAGAUCAGCCCAGGCAUUCGCUGCUAUAAAGUCUAUGAACGGAUUCAAUGUCGCUGUAGAGAGGGUGUUGCGGGUUGAGAAGAAUCGGGAACCAAAGGAUCAAUUUCUGGAAGCAGUUCGAACAACCUCCAAGCUUGAAACUGUUAAGCAGUCGUUCGCGGACUGGAUUAUGCCAUUUCCUGAUCGUCAUAGGUCGUCAAUUUUAAUCCCAUAUGAGACUCGGCUCACCUUACAACAAACCGAGAGGGGUUUUCUUUUCGUAGUUGAUGGUUUACCUGAUGAGAUCGAUGAAUUAGACGUACGAGAACGAUUCGCCAAGUAUGGAAACAUUUUGUGCUUUGGUAUGCCUCCUAGUGCAAGAUCUCGCCCGAGUGGCAGAUACUGCUUCAUGUCAUUCUCAGAACCCAACGAAGCAGAUGCUGCAAUACGAGGUAUGAAUGGUACAUUUUGGGGGGACAAGUUUAUAGGUGUAAGGCUCGACAAUCGACGGCCACAAACUACUGCAACUUCACCCAUGAAACUCCUCCCACAAUCACUGGCAACACGUAUGAUUGUCAAUAACAUAAGUAUUAAUGCAAGUAGCAAGAAAAUAUGUAUGCCCCCACCCAUAUCACCCGCCGAAGCAUCUGAACGAAUGAGAGAGGUUAUCGACGAAACCUUCAAGACACAGGCUUCUCUCGUAGAGUACAUCGAGAGGCUCGUAUCACCACAUGCACAUCUUAGCGUCGUAUUUGCAAAAAACGAUGUUAAGGAUUAUAUACUUGAACGUCGGCCAUUAAAUCCAAACAGGUCGGUCGUUAAAGUAUUCUUACAAAAGGAAGAGGUGGAUCUUUAUAAGGGAUAUAAGGUGGUCAAGGAUCUUUUACCACAGACAUUGAAUGCAUUGCUAGUACACUGGGAGUCAUUGAAGAACUCGGUAGUUUGUCUUAGCUUACGAACUUAUCGUUAUCCGAAAGACAAGGAAGUUGGAUCAAAGGGAGAAUGCGAAGAAUAUUGUGACGUCAUUCAUGAAGUGAGAGGCUUCAUGUUGAUUUCCCACCCUGGAUUCACGCUACGAUACAAGGCAAAAGCAGCAGAUCAAGAAGCCAUCACCAACAAUCUUCUCGGAGAUCUCGAAUAUGAGACCUUUCCUUAG